GUGGCUCAGAAGACACCCAAUGUGCUGCAGUGAUCAGUGACUGUGGCUCUGUUUGUUCCAGGGCUGGACCCAGAGCCCGGUGGGGUUAUUUAAUGAGCCUGAGAACUCUUUGUUCUUCCAUCCAGGUUCUCAUGGACGCUCUUUGUCCUCAGCAGUGCGUGUGAUCAGAGUGACUCAGGCUGUGAACGCCUGCCGCUCCCUUGGCUCAGGUCAGCAUUUUUCUCAUGUUAACACACUUCUCAGGGAGUGUUUGGUUUGUGUGUUGUGUUUUUCUUGCUCUCUCGGUUCCUGCUGUCCAGGUUUCGUCUGCAGUGCUGGAAUCCGUCUGCGUGUACAGAUGUGCUGAUGUAUGCGCUGAAGCGGGUCCGGCCCCUUCAGGUGUUUGUGUCUGUGGCUGCAUGCUAAUGAGGCAUGCGCUGAUCAGGGUGUGAGCCUGUGUCUGUUCAUAGAGGUGGAACCUGUUUGUCUGCUUCGCAGCAGGUAUUCGUGCCCCUGAAAGCUCCGCUCCUCAGUCAUAACCUGCAGAGCAAACAUCAUGGAGUGAAACUCCUCAAACAGAAACCCCACAGCAGCCUGGCGCCACCUGAUGCAUCCUGAGCUUUAAUCCAAAGUGAGUUUGCAAAUCCGCAGUGAAAGAAACACAAGGAUCAUGCUGUCGCACCGCAGAGGAAGAAGCCUGUCGGAGGCGCUGACCCUGGAGCAGUCAGAGGAGGGCGGCCUGGUCAUCUCCAGCAUCAACGAGGCCUCAGCUGAUCAGGGCCUAAAGGAAGGGGAUGAAGUUCUUGGGGCAACAAUAAAUUUUGAUAAACUGUCAAAAGAAGAUGUUCUAAAGGUGUUGAAGCUGAUGGAGCCCUUCAAUGACAAGGUCCAAGUCCUUACCAAGAAUAAUUUAAGCAAGAGUCUUGAAAAUCUGGACGUAAGAUCUGCUAAGAAUCCUGAGACGAUGCUGCAGGAUUCCUACAGUAAACUCUACAAUACCAAAAUCAAGAAGUUUAUUAAGGGUGACUUGGUUGAUGCUGAGGAAGACAGUAAGAACAGCAGCGGCACUACAAAGCCAACCACACAAGGCUCGUCCAGGGGAGACCCAAAACAAGCCACUGGCUUGCCUCGUCUGGGAGUUGACUUUGGACUCAAAAGCCAAAACUCAAAGCGCAUUAAUGCUGAUUUAGAAGCUGAUGAUUUGGGGCUUACAGCUGCAACAGAUGGCAGCAAUCUGAACCUCCCACCAUUGGGUUCUGGGUGGGGUGGAGCUCAGGUACCAAAAGUGAAGGGCAAAGGCUUACAGAUUAAGACUGCAGACUUCCAUCAGUCUGGAAAUUUGCCAGAAGGUCAAAAUGUUGCUUUCGGUGGUGAAAAAAUUCCAAACGCUGACAGCCCUUCACUUGAUGUGAGGAUGCCAAAACUUGAAAGACCAUAUACUGCAAUUGAAAGCAGUGGGGAGAUGGGAACUGUGGGAACCCCAGAUGUUUCCUUUGGCAAACUCAGUCAUUCCAAGAAACUGAAAAAGCCAGAUCUAAAUUUGGACGAUCCUGUCAGUUUUGUUCAAUCACCCAACCUUCGGCUAUCUGGGCAGUCUACUGACUUAGAUUUGGAAAUGCCAGGCAUUAAUGGGUCACAAUUUGACUCAGAUGGACCACACAUGGAUAUGCCUUCAGCUAAAGUCAAAAGAACUCCUAAGAAACCAAAGAUUGAUGUAAAUUCUCCAGAUAUGGAUAUGAAUGUUUCAUCGGGUAAACUGAACAUGCCUAAUUUUGGGUUCUCAGGUAAAAGUGAAGCUGAUGUUAGAACACCAAAGUCACCUGGCAUUAAUAAUCCAAAAGGAUUCCAGGCUCCCAAGUUCAAAAUGCCCAAAUUUGAUUUACCUGAUCGAAGUUUUACUGGAGAUGUACAUGGGUCAAAUAAUCUAGAUCUUGAGGUACCUUCUCCUAGAUUGAACAUUAAUGAAAAUGGUCCAUUAGCAACAGUGGAUAUUGAUGCAGGGAUGAAGACACCUGAACUAAGUGAUAUCAAUAUCAAUGCUCCCUCAGGCAAAAUGAAAAUGCCUAAAUUAAAAGGUCCAAAUUUAGACAUGAACACAGAUCUGAGCUCACCAGACUUUAAUGUGAAGACUCCAAAGAUGAAAGGUGGAUUUGAUACUCCUGAUGUGGACCUUCCCAACAUGGACCUUAAGGCACCAAAGCUAAACGUUAACACUCCUGACCUCAACGUAGGUUCAUCCAAAGGCAAACUGAAAAUGCCCAAAAUGAAAAUGCCUAAAUUUAGCUUCCCAGGCUUAAAAGGACCUGAAAUUGAUGGAAAAUUAGACCUUCCAGAUGCAGAUGUAAAAACCCCCAAUGUCAACCUCAGAGGUCCUAAAGCUGAUCUCGAAAUGCCAGAUUUUGAUGUUUCUGGUCCAUCUGGAAAGAUCAAGAAGCCAAACCUGAACCUGCCUAAUCUGGGUCUGUCUGGUCCAAAAUUAGAUGGCCCUAAUCUGGACUUCAAGACACCUGACCUGGAUCUAUCUGGUCCUGGUCUCAGCGGGGGAAUGAAUGCACCAGAUAUAAACAUGCCAAAACUUGACCUUAAAAGCCCAAAGAUGGACCUCAAUGCUCCAAAGGUCAACCUAGACAUGCCAUCAGGGAAACUGAAGAUGCCAGAGCUUCAUGCUCCAGACUGGGACAUCAAUGCUCCCUCAGGCAAAAUGAAAAUGCCUAAAUUAAAAGGUCCAAAUUCAGACAUGAACACAGAUCUGAGCUCACCAGACUUUAACGUGAAGACUCCAAAGAUGAAAGGUGGAUUUGAUACUCCUGAUGUGGACCUUCCCAACAUGGACCUUAAGGCACCAAAGCUAAAUGUUAACACUCCUGACCUCAACGUGGGUUCACCCAAAGGCAAACUGAAAAUGCCCAAAAUGAAAAUGCCUAAAUUUAGCUUCCCAGGCUUAAAAGGACCUGAAAUUGAUGGAAAAUUAGACCUUCCAGAUGCAGAUGUAAAAACCCCCAAUGUCAACCUCAGAGGUCCUAAAGCUGAUCUCGAAAUGCCAGAUUUUGAUGUUUCUGGUCCAUCUGGAAAGAUCAAGAAGCCAAACCUGAACCUGCCUAAUCUGGGUCUGUCUGGUCCAAAAUUAGAUGGCCCUAAUCUGGACUUCAAGACACCUGACCUGGAUCUAUCUGGUCCUGGUCUCAGCGGGGGAAUGAAUGCACCAGAUAUAAACAUGCCAAAACUUGACCUUAAAAGCCCAAAGAUGGACCUCAAUGCUCCAAAGGUCAACCUAGACAUGCCAUCAGGGAAACUGAAGAUGCCAGAGCUUCAUGCUCCAGACUGGGACAUCAAUGCUCCCUCAGGCAAAAUGAAAAUGCCUAAAUUAAAAGGUCCAAAUUUAGACAUGAACACAGAUCUGAGCUCACCAGACUUUAACGUGAAGACUCCAAAGAUGAAAGGUGGAUUUGAUACUCCUGAUGUGGACCUUCCCAACAUGGACCUUAAGGCACCAAAGCUAAAUGUUAACACUCCUGACCUCAACGUGGGUUCACCCAAAGGCAAACUGAAAAUGCCCAAAAUGAAAAUGCCUAAAUUUAGCUUCCCAGGCUUAAAAGGACCUGAAAUUGAUGGAAAAUUAGACCUUCCAGAUGCAGAUGUAAAAACCCCCAAUGUCAACCUCAGAGGUCCUAAAGCUGAUCUCGAAAUGCCAGAUUUUGAUGUUUCUGGUCCAUCUGGAAAGAUCAAGAAGCCAAACCUGAACCUGCCUAAUCUGGGUCUGUCUGGUCCAAAAUUAGAUGGCCCUAAUCUGGACUUCAAGACACCUGACCUGGAUCUAUCUGGUCCUGGUCUCAGCGGGGGAAUGAAUGCACCAGAUAUAAACAUGCCAAAACUUGACCUUAAAAGCCCAAAGAUGGACCUCAAUGCUCCAAAGGUCAACCUAGACAUGCCAUCAGGGAAACUGAAGAUGCCAGAGCUUCAUGCUCCAGACUGGGACAUCAAUGCUCCCUCAGGCAAAAUGAAAAUGCCUAAAUUAAAAGGUCCAAAUUUAGACAUGAACACAGAUCUGAGCUCACCAGACUUUAACGUGAAGACUCCAAAGAUGAAAGGUGGAUUUGAUACUCCUGAUGUGGACCUUCCCAACAUGGACCUUAAGGCACCAAAGCUAAAUGUUAACACUCCUGACCUCAACGUGGGUUCACCCAAAGGCAAACUGAAAAUGCCCAAAAUGAAAAUGCCUAAAUUUAGCUUCCCAGGCUUAAAAGGACCUGAAAUUGAUGGAAAAUUAGACCUUCCAGAUGCAGAUGUAAAAACCCCCAAUGUCAACCUCAGAGGUCCUAAAGCUGAUCUCGAAAUGCCAGAUUUUGAUGUUUCUGGUCCAUCUGGAAAGAUCAAGAAGCCAAACCUGAACCUGCCUAAUCUGGGUCUGUCUGGUCCAAAAUUAGAUGGCCCUAAUCUGGACUUCAAGACACCUGACCUGGAUCUAUCUGGUCCUGGUCUCAGCGGGGGAAUGAAUGCACCAGAUAUAAACAUGCCAAAACUUGACCUUAAAAGCCCAAAGAUGGACCUCAAUGCUCCAAAGGUCAACCUAGACAUGCCAUCAGGGAAACUGAAGAUGCCAGAGCUUCAUGCUCCAGACUGGGACAUCAAUGUUCCCUCAGGCAAAAUGAAAAUGCCUAAAUUAAAAGGUCCAAAUUUAGACAUGAACACAGAUCUGAGCUCACCAGACUUUAACGUGAAGACUCCAAAGAUGAAAGGUGGAUUUAAUACUCCUGAUGUGGACCUUCCCAACAUGGACCUUAAGGCACCAAAGCUAAAUGUUAACACUCCUGACCUCAACGUGGGUUCACCCAAAGGCAAACUGAAAAUGCCCAAAAUGAAAAUGCCUAAAUUUAGCUUCCCAGGCUUAAAAGGACCUGAAAUUGAUGGAAAAUUAGACCUUCCAGAUGCAGAUGUAAAAACCCCCAAUGUCAACCUCAGAGGUCCUAAAGCUGAUCUCGAAAUGCCAGAUUUUGAUGUUUCUGGUCCAUCUGGAAAGAUCAAGAAGCCAAACCUGAACCUGCCUAAUCUGGGUCUGUCUGGUCCAAAGUUAGAUGGCCCUAAUCUUGACCUCAAGACACCUGACCUGGAUCUAUCUGGUCCUGGUCUCAGUGGGGGAAUGAAUGCACCAGAUAUAAACAUGCCAAAACUUGACCCUAAAAGCCCAAAGAUGGACCUCAAUGCUCCAAAGGUCAACGUAGACAUGCCAUCAGGGAAACUGAAGAUGCCAGAGCUUCAUGCUCCAGACUGGGACAUCAAUGCUCCCUCAGGCAAAAUGAAAAUGCCUAAAUUAAAAGGUCCAAAUUUAGACAUGAACACAGAUCUGAGCUCACCAGACUUUAACGUGAAGACUCCAAAGAUGAAAGGUGGAUUUGAUACUCCUGAUGUGGACCUUCCCAACAUGGACCUUAAGGCACCAAAGCUAAAUGUUAACACUCCUGACCUCAACGUGGGUUCACCCAAAGGCAAACUGAAAAUGCCCAAAAUGAAAAUGCCUAAAUUUAGCUUCCCAGGCUUAAAAGGACCUGAAAUUGAUGAAAAAUUAGACCUUCCAGGUGCAGAUGUAAAAACCCCCAAUGUCAACCUCAGAGGUCCUAAAGCUGAUCUCGAAAUGCCAGAUUUUGAUGUUUCUGGUCCAUCUGGAAAGAUCAAGAAGCCAAACCUGAACCUGCCUAAUCUGGGUCUGUCUGGUCCAAAAUUAGAUGGCCCUAAUCUGGACUUCAAGACACCUGACCUGGAUCUAUCUGGUCCUGGUCUCAGCGGGGGAAUGAAUGCACCAGAUAUAAACAUGCCAAAACUUGACCUUAAAAGCCCAAAGAUGGACCUCAAUGCUCCAAAGGUCAACCUAGACAUGCCAUCAGGGAAACUGAAGAUGCCAGAGCUUCAUGCUCCAGACUGGGACAUCAAUGCUCCCUCAGGCAAAAUAAAAAUGCCUAAAUUAAAAGGUCCAAAUUUAGACAUGAACACAGAUCUGAGCUCACCAGACUUUAACGUGAAGACUCCAAAGAUGAAAGGUGGAUUUGAUACUCCUGAUGUGGACCUUCCCAACAUGGACCUUAAGGCACCAAAGCUAAACGUUAACACUCCUGACCUCAACGUAGGUUCAUCCAAAGGCAAACUGAAAAUGCCCAAAAUGAAAAUGCCUAAAUUUAGCUUCCCAGGCUUAAAAGGACCUGAAAUUGAUGGAAAAUUAGACCUUCCAGAUGCAGAUGUAAAAACCCCCAAUGUCAACCUCAGAGGUCCUAAAGCUGAUCUCGAAAUGCCAGAUUUUGAUGUUUCUGGUCCAUCUGGAAAGAUCAAGAAGCCAAACCUGAACCUGCCUAAUCUGGGUCUGUCUGGUCCAAAGUUAGAUGGCCCUAAUCUGGACCUCGAGACACCUGACCUGGAUCUCUCUGGUCCUGGUCUUAGUGGAGGAAUGAAUGCACCAGAUAUAAACAUGCCAAAACUUGACCUUAAAAGCCCAAAGAUGGACCUCAAUGCUCCAAAGGUCAACCUAGACAUGCCAUCAGGGAAACUGAAGAUGCCAGAGCUUCAUGCUCCAGACUGGGACAUCAAUCCUCCCUCAGGCAAAAUGAAAAUGCCUAAAUUAAAAGGUCCAAAUUUAGACAUGCCAAAGGUUAAAGGGCCUCAGGUUGAUGGAAACUUUCAUGGCCCUGAUAUUGACAUUAAUUCACCAAAUUAUGGUCUUAAAGGAGGUAAAACCGAUUUUAAAUCACCAAAUGGGGAUUUCAGUAGCCCAUCGGGAAAAAUAAAGAAGCCACAUUUAAAAAUACCUGAUGUGGGUUUUUCUGCUCCAAAGUUAGAUGGACCUGCCUUGGAAGUCAAGUCUCGAGACCCCAAAGCAAAAUUGCCCAAAGGGCCAAAUUUGAACAUACAUUCCAACCUUCAAAGUCCAGAUCUGAAUUUCAAAACUCCAAAGAUAAAAGGGCCAAAUGUUGACAUAAAUAGAGAUCUACAUGAACCUUACCUAAAUAUUACACAUUUAGAUGUUGAUGGUCCAAAAGGCAAAUUAACAAUGCCAAGUUUAACAACACCAGAUGUUAGUCUUUCUGGACCCAAAGUAAAACCAGUGGGCCUGAACAUUUCAGGACCUAAAGUGAAAGGACCUGGUAGGCCAGACCUCAACAUUGAUGAUCCUGCAUUAAGUUCCAAAAGACCAUCUGGUAAGAAUCACAGAUCAGAUAUGACAGAUUUAAGCAUGAAAGUGCCCAACCUGAACACCGAUGGAGAGGUCAGACUUCGUCACCCUGAUAUGAAGUCAGCCAGGGCCAAAGCGAGGUCCAGCUUUCCUAUGGUGGACACAGAUUUAAGACAGCACAUCGAUUUUAACCAUCCAGAUCUUAACAUUGAUGAUUUUACAGAGAAGGAUCAUGUGCUUCUAGCAAGAGGUUCACCUCACCUCCAGGUGUCACGUGACCAUGAACAAGCGAUCUCCUCUUCGGGAGUUAAUAUUAACAGAGGCGAUCCCAGACACAAGCGACACAUCUCAACUGAAGCAUCUUUGAAGCAGCCUGUAGCUAAAGCUCGACUGCCACAGUCUUCUGAGGAUUUAUCAGUAAGAGUUCCUGACAGUUCAGAUGGUUACUAUGUUACUGUUUUUCCCACUCAAGCACAAAAUCAAAAAACACCAAACCGCAAAUAUAACACCCUCGGAGGUCUUGAAUUUAAUUCAAAACAUUUGGACCUUGAAGUUCCAGAUGAAAAAGACCUGAAAGGGUCAACGUUCUUUUUCUCCAACCUGGUGUAGGCUUGUAUGAAACUGCAGCUACUCUGGGUUAUCUAAACAUUUUGUAUGGAGUUUAUUUAUUUGCACGAAGGUUUUGUGUGAACUUAUUUUUACUAAAAAUGCUGGAUUCUUGCACUUAUUUUAUAUGUAAUGUACAUUUUUAAUCUCUUUACAAUUUUUUUGAUGCCCAAACAUAAGGAACACAUUUGUACAUUUUUUUCUUUUAUUUUCUCAUUUAUUCUUUUUCUUUCACUAAACAUUUCUUUAGUUUCAUAUCAUCGACUAGAUGUACAAAUAUUUCAAUUUUACAUAACAUUCAGAUUUUACUGUAUAUUUUAUUCUAUUCUUUAUUCACUGGGGUAUAAAUAACUGACUUUUAUUAAACGAUUAAGACAUGUUUUGUAUCUGACACUUGAAUUUUCAAUUUUUGCACAGUAUAAAACAGUAGUUAAAUAGAAAAAGACGCUACUGUUGUUUUUUUAAAAUAUAAAGUAAGUGUUUUAUGUAUGCUCAGGUUGCUUUUGUUUAAGAUAGCAUAUUAUUUAAUGAAGUAGAAUUAAUAAACAACCCUCAUCAACCGAAAAGGGAGGGAACAGUCGG
Betta splendens (Siamese fighting fish) is the source of this 8323-nucleotide messenger RNA. Its product is annotated as neuroblast differentiation-associated protein AHNAK. Bases 650 to 7744 code for a protein of 2364 amino acids. Gene Ontology annotation, biological process: regulation of RNA splicing. Gene Ontology annotation, cellular component: nucleus; cytoplasm. The transcript is spliced from 5 exons. The record is from RefSeq and is a predicted model, not a curated record. NCBI's taxonomy places the organism in Eukaryota, Metazoa, Chordata, Actinopteri, Anabantiformes, Osphronemidae.